AUGGCUGCUCCCCAAGUCCACGACACCGACGUCCACAAGCGAGGGGAAGACCAAGCAGGCCCGUCGUCGUCGCCUCCGCCUUCGUCGCUGCCAAUCUACCACGAACAGUUUGCAAGGGAGGAUGAUGAUUUCGUGCUGGAGUCGCUGGAGGGCACGCUCUACCGGGUAAAUUCGUACACCCUCCGCACAACGUGCGGGCUAUUCCGGACAAUGCUGUCGCUCCCCUGCCCACCAGACCCUUCACACGACCCCUCCCAAUGCACCACAUCCACAUCCACAUCCACGCCCACGCACCCUCCGCUCGCCAUCCACCAACCAGACGCAGUCCUCGUCCCCCUGCUCUGCCUCAUGUCCGGCCUGCCGGAACCGGCCCUCCCCACGCUCGCCGAUAUCGCCGCCGUGCUCCACCUCGCGGAGAUCUGGGACGCCCCGGGGCCCAUCGCGUUCCUCCGCCCCGCGGUGUGCACGCCCGCGUUCCUCGCGUCGGACCCGCUGCGCGUGUACGCGCUCGCGGCGCACUUCGGCUGGCGCGCGGAGGCGCAGGCCGCGUCGACGCACACGCUGCGCCUUAACUUGCUCAACCCGUCGUCGCCGGACGCGCUCGCAGACACGGACAUCCCCGGGUGCGCGCUGCUGCCGCUGCUCGCGCUGCACCGCACGCGGCGCGACACGCUGCGUGCGCUGCUGGACAGCCCGGAGCGGUUCCUCGCGGGGAACGGGUCGCCGUUCUUCUGCGCGACGUGCGCGACGACGCCGCUCGACAACCGCAGCUGGCGGGAGCUCAAGGCGCGCGUGUUCAAGGAGAUGGAGGCGCGCCCGUUGGGCGAUAUGCUGGGCGUGCCGGUGGGCGGGAUGGCUGCGUGGGAGGAGAGCAAGGCCUGCUGGGCCGCGGUGUGCACGAAAGCUGAUUGCUCGGCUGCGAAUUAUGAUCGCGUUGCGACGCUCCGGCAGAUGAGGUCAUGCGUGGACUCAUUGCCGUGUCAGGUAGAGGUCGAUUGGUUGGCUGAGGAUAUCUGA
Molecule: messenger RNA, 1017 nt
Organism: Mycena citricolor
Lineage: Eukaryota; Fungi; Basidiomycota; Agaricomycetes; Agaricales; Mycenaceae
Source: the annotation of a GenBank genome assembly